AGUAAGUCCCCCGGGAUAGCCAAGCUGGAAGCUGAAGCAGCUCAAGAAGGCGCCUGGCUGCCGCGCUGUCGAGUGUGCUUAUUGGACCAUGUGCUACUAUGUAUGCCUGAAGUACUUGAAAUGCAAAUUUGGAGACACUUUGCCAUCUAAAUGCUUGGCUGGAUUAAGCGCCUAAUUAGGAUGGUUUUUCAACAGGUUGGAGUAAGCAUGCAAUCGGUACUUUGGUCUGGGAAGCCAUAUGGUUCAUCUCGAAGUAUCGUAAGGAAAAUUGGUACUAAUUUAUCUCUGAUCCAGUGCCCAAGAGUUCAGUUUCAGCUUACCAGCCCUACAACAGAAUGGAGCCCAAACCAUCCAGGAGAGGAUGCAGUGGUGUCUUUUGCUGAUGUUGGAUGGGUAGCCAAAGAAGAAGGAGAGUGUUCAACAAGACGAAGGACAGAGGUCAGAUCAAGGCAACCCCUUCAGGAUGACCUUCCUUUCUUGGAGAAGCCACCAAGCAGGCAGUUUUCCUUACCAAACCUGUCUCCAGAAAAUCCUCAACAGAAGAGAGCACUAGCAAAUGAGGAAGCCCUGCAGAAGAUCUGUGCCCUUGAAAAUGAACUUGCUGCUCUCAGAGCUCAGAUUGCCAAAAUUGUGACCCUGCAAGAACAGCAAAAUCUCAUUGCAGGUGACUUAGAUCCUACCACAUCUGUUACUACACCACCAUCCUCUGUCCCACCACCGCCCCCGCCUCCCCCACCCCUUCCCCCAUCAGGGCUCCACCAAAGUGUAUCAUCAGCUGUUGACCUGAUAAAAGAGCGAAGAGAGAAAAAAACCUGGUCUGGGAAGACUCCCGUUAAGAGCAGUUCAAAGAAACCCGAUAUGCCAAAUAUGCUAGAGAUCCUUAAAGAUAUGAACAGUGUAAAACUUCGGUCAGUAAAAAGGUCAGAACAGGAUAUAAAGCCCAAGCCAGUGGAUGCUACUGAUCCUGCUGCCCUCAUAGCAGAGGCUCUGAAAAAGAAAUUUGCUUAUCGAUAUCGAAGCGAUAGUCAAGGUGAAGUUGAAAAAGGAAUUCCAAAACCUGCAUCAGAGGCCACCUCAGAAACAGUGUUGUUUGGGCCACACAUGUUGAAGUCUACAGGAAAAAUGAAGGCUUUAAUUGAAAAUGUUUCAACUUCCUAAUAGACAGCAGAGAAAAACUAUCCUUGUUCCAGUUGUUGGUUGGUUAGGGCUGUUUGACGAGUAGAAAGCAACACUAUUUAGUAAAUACCUGAAUUUAGUAUUCAGUGGUCUCCUUUAAGUCUAAUUAGAUUCAGCAAUAACAAAAGCACUCUAAGUUUGUGGGUUUUUUUUUUUAAAAAUGAGAUUAGUUCUGAAGUUUUCCAUAACGUGUAUUCAGACAUAACAUGUGUUUUUAAUGUAUAGUCAGGAUGUUUUAGGUUUCUAGUCUUAAACAAUUAUAUAGAUUUCAGAAGAAAGGACAUUUGUAGAUGAGUUUUUAAUUAACACUAAUUUAUCUGCAAAUAUUUUAUAUGCAUAUAUUUGCAUAUAAAAUAGUAUGUAAAAUUUAAUAAUGAUGUCAGUGAGGGUACUGUUACAUCAUUAGUUGUCAUUGAUCAUUUACUACUCAAUGAUGGAACACAGGUUGUUGGAGUGAAAUAUUUAGGAUUGGAACCUUUUUGCCUUGAAUAGGACCUUAGAUUCUCUCAUUUCUUUGGAGAUGGGGUUCAGGUAGGAACCAGAUAAUGUUCACUGCUGAAAAUUCCAUAAUGCUUUCAUUUAAAGGGAAGUGAAAGAUUAUGAAAGCUGCUUUCACUUUAGUGCUGUCCAGUGCUGAGAAAGAAAAUGUAGUUUUCAUAUAAUGAGAAAUCAAAUUAUUGAAUUAAAUCUUAACAGGUGAAAACAAAGAAUGUACCAUCUUUUUUCCAGUUGAGUAAAUGGCAUCAUAAAGAUGACUUGUUGCUAAUAAUGGAAAGGGCAGUAUAAUGGAGUUUUAAGAUUUUUAAUAUUGGUCAAAUAUAGUAGCUUUAUAAUGAAACCUUGAAUAGGCAAAAGAAUUUUUGUAAGUUUAUCAUUGGUCAGAGUGCUGUUCUUUUGAAUUACAUUAUGCAGCAAACUUUAGGUGCUAUUAGAAAGUGGAGAACAGCCUUUCUCUUUGAGGGCUUCUGAGGAAUUGCUGUAAGUGAUCAUUUUUGAGUGCUUGAUAAAUCUUUAUAUUUCUGUUAAACUCAGCUAUAGUUAAUGCCAGAAUCUCCUACCGUGAGAAAAUAUUUGGAUUUAUUUAAAUCUAGUAAAAAGUGGAGAUAGGAAGAGUAGACAUUUAAGUUAUUGAAAAUAUGUGCAAUGUUCUCAAUAUUAGCAAAUGUUUUUCAGCUUAAAUUUGAACUGUUAUUUUACAUAUGUUGAUUACAUUGUUUCACAAAUUCUGCCUUUAAAAAAAAUUCAGAAAAUUUGCCUGAAUUACAUAUUUUGACCUCCUAAGAUUUUAUAUUUGUAUCAGUAUUGAAUUUUGGCCACUGCUCCAAUUGAAGGAAGUUACUGUUUUGAAAUAAACUUAAAAUAUUUAGGCCUGGUCCAAGGAAAACAUUAU
Messenger RNA from Neomonachus schauinslandi (Hawaiian monk seal), 2566 nucleotides. RefSeq names its product mitochondrial fission regulator 1 (gene MTFR1). The coding region runs from base 151 to 1158 and encodes 335 amino acids. Gene Ontology annotation, biological process: mitochondrial fission; aerobic respiration. The record is from RefSeq and is a predicted model, not a curated record. The transcript has 8 exons. Gene Ontology annotation, cellular component: mitochondrion. Lineage: Eukaryota; Metazoa; Chordata; Mammalia; Carnivora; Phocidae.